Messenger RNA from Podarcis muralis (Common wall lizard), 3545 nucleotides. RefSeq names its product ATPase sarcoplasmic/endoplasmic reticulum Ca2+ transporting 1 (gene ATP2A1). The record is from RefSeq and is a predicted model, not a curated record. NCBI's taxonomy places the organism in Eukaryota, Metazoa, Chordata, Lepidosauria, Squamata, Lacertidae. Gene Ontology annotation, cellular component: membrane. Gene Ontology annotation, molecular function: ATP binding; P-type calcium transporter activity; ATP hydrolysis activity. Gene Ontology annotation, biological process: calcium ion transport.
CUGCCUCAUAAGGACGUGUGCCAGCCUCCGAGCUCGGUGAAGGCUUCUGUGCGAGGACGGGUCGUGUGGGCUUUCCCUCCAUCGUUGGAUACCGUGUGCCAAGGACCAUGGUCUGUUGAGAAGGAGAAGGAACUCAAAAGGGGGCACGAGUGACCGCACAAGUCAGGGGGGUCGAAGAAGCAGGCCGAGCCGACAGGAAGAGAGGAGCACCUUUUCACACAGCAACGGGGCAGCUGUGGUUGGGCAACGAUGGAAAACGCCCACGCCAAAACAGGGGAGGAGUGCUUGGCUUACUUUGGAGUGAAUGAGCAUUCAGGCCUCUCUCCCGAGCAGGUGAAGAAGCACCUGGAGAAAUACGGAUACAAUGAACUCCCAGCUGAAGAAGGCAAAACCAUUUGGGAGCUGGUGGCGGAACAAUUUGAAGACUUGCUUGUCAGAAUCCUACUACUCGCUGCUUGCAUCUCCUUUGUGCUGGCCUGGUUUGAGGAAGGCGAGGAGACUGUCACAGCUUUCGUGGAACCAUUUGUCAUCUUGCUGAUCCUGAUCGCCAACGCCAUUGUUGGAGUAUGGCAGGAGAGGAAUGCUGAGAACGCCAUUGAGGCUCUAAAGGAGUAUGAGCCUGAGAUGGGCAAGGUGUAUCGGUCUGACAGGAAGUCUGUGCAGAGAAUAAAGGCCAGGGAGUUGGUUCCUGGUGACAUCGCAGAGGUGGCAGUCGGUGACAAAGUCCCAGCUGAUAUUCGCAUCAUUUCCAUCAAAUCCACCACUCUGCGUGUGGACCAGUCCAUUCUGACAGGCGAGUCUGUUUCCGUGAUCAAACACACUGACCCCGUCCCAGAUCCCCGUGCUGUGAACCAGGACAAGAAGAACAUGCUGUUCUCUGGUACCAACAUCGGUGCAGGCAAGGCUGUUGGCAUCGUCAUCGCCACAGGUGUGAGCACCGAGAUUGGCAAGAUCCGCGAUGAGAUGGCGGCCACCGAACAAGAGAAGACUCCCCUGCAGCAGAAGCUGGACGAGUUUGGCGAGCAGCUGUCCAAGGUCAUCUCCCUCAUCUGCGUGGCUGUCUGGCUCAUCAACAUCGGGCACUUCAACGACCCCGUCCAUGGCGGCUCCUGGAUCCGCGGCGCCAUCUACUACUUCAAAAUCGCUGUGGCCCUCGCUGUGGCUGCCAUCCCAGAAGGCCUUCCUGCCGUCAUCACCACCUGCUUAGCCCUGGGCACUCGCCGUAUGGCCAAGAAGAAUGCCAUCGUCAGAAGCCUGCCCUCCGUGGAGACCUUGGGCUGCACAUCGGUCAUCUGCUCUGAUAAGACUGGCACCCUCACCACCAACCAAAUGUCUGUUUGCAAGAUGUUUGUCAUUGACAAAGUAGAUGGAGAUAUGUGCUCUCUGAACGAAUUCUCUAUUACUGGUUCCACCUAUGCCCCUGAAGGAGAAGUUAUGAAGAAUGAUAAGCAAGUCAAGGCUGGGCAGUAUGAUGGGCUUGUUGAACUGGCUACUAUCUGUGCCCUUUGCAAUGACUCCUCUCUGGAUUUCAAUGAGUCCAAAGGUAUAUAUGAGAAGGUGGGUGAAGCCACCGAAACUGCCCUUACCUGCUUGGUUGAGAAGAUGAACGUCUUCAACACAGAUGUGCGCAGCCUCUCCAAAGUGGAGCGUGCCAACGCUUGCAACGCUGUGAUCAAACAACUCAUGAAGAAAGAAUUCACCCUGGAGUUUUCCCGCGACAGAAAGUCCAUGUCAGUUUACUGCUCCCCAGCAAAAGCUUCCCGGGCGGCUGUUGGAAACAAGAUGUUUGUCAAGGGUGCCCCUGAGGGUGUGAUAGACCGUUGCAACUAUGUCCGUGUGGGCACCACCCGCGUUCCCCUCACCCCCGUCGUCAAGGAGCACAUCAUGGGAGUCAUCAAGGAGUAUGGCACAGGAAGGGACACCCUCCGCUGCUUGGCCCUGGCCACCCGUGACACCCCCCCAAAGAGGGAAGACAUGGUCCUUGAGGACUCCACCAAAUUCGUUGACUAUGAGAUGGACCUGACCUUUGUGGGCUGCGUAGGCAUGUUGGACCCACCCCGCAAGGAGGUGAUGGGCUCCAUCCAGCUGUGCCGUGAAGCCGGCAUCCGCGUCAUCAUGAUCACAGGCGACAACAAAGGCACAGCCAUUGCCAUCUGCCGCCGCAUUGGUAUCUUCAAAGAGGAUGAGAACGUGUCUGGCAGGGCCUACACCGGCCGUGAGUUUGACGACUUGCCCUUAAGCGAGCAGCGGGAAGCCUGCAAGAGAGCCUGCUGUUUCGCUCGUGUUGAGCCGACGCACAAGUCCAAGAUUGUGGAGUUCUUGCAGGGUUUUGAUGAAAUCACAGCCAUGACCGGUGACGGUGUAAAUGAUGCCCCAGCUCUGAAGAAGGCUGAGAUUGGUAUUGCCAUGGGCUCUGGCACCGCUGUAGCCAAGACCGCCUCAGAAAUGGUGCUGGCAGACGACAACUUCUCCACCAUUGUGUCCGCCGUUGAGGAGGGCCGGGCCAUUUACAACAACAUGAAACAAUUUAUCCGCUACCUCAUCUCCUCCAACGUGGGUGAGGUCGUCUGUAUCUUCCUCACCGCUGCUCUGGGUCUCCCUGAAGCCUUGAUCCCCGUGCAGCUGCUGUGGGUGAACUUGGUGACUGACGGGCUCCCAGCCACCGCCUUGGGCUUUAACCCUCCCGAUCUGGACAUCAUGAACAGGCCCCCUCGCAGCCCCAAGGAGCCCCUGAUCAGUGGCUGGCUCUUCUUCCGCUACUUGGCCAUUGGAGGAUAUGUCGGAGCUGCCACUGUUGGUGCCGCCGCUUGGUGGUUCCUGUAUGCUGAAGACGGACCUGGCGUGUCCUACUACCAGUUGUCUCAUUUCAUGCAGUGCACAGAACACAACCCUGACUUUGAAGGUUUGGAAUGUGAGAUCUUUGAGUCCUCUGUCCCAAUGACCAUGGCUUUGUCCGUCCUGGUCACCAUUGAGAUGUGCAAUGCACUCAACAGCCUGUCAGAGAACCAGUCCUUGGUUCGGAUGCCCCCCUGGGUGAACAUCUGGCUUCUGGGAUCCAUCUGCCUCUCCAUGUCUCUGCACUUUGUCAUCCUCUACGUUGACCCUCUGCCAAUGAUCUUCAAACUCACCCACUUGGAUAUCCACCAUUGGAUGGUGGUGCUGAAGAUAUCCUUGCCUGUCAUCUUACUGGAUGAGCUGCUCAAAUUCAUUGCCCGGAACUACCUGGAGCCAUAGACUCCUUCCCCCUCUAUUCUCCUGUAUCCUGCCUCCCAGAUAAUUUAGACGAAAGGAUGAAGAAGUGAACCGCCGAGUCACCGCGGAAAUAACCUCUUCAACAAAAUCGUGAAGAUAUACCCACUCCCCUCACUCCUCAGCCAUGUCUGCUGCUCCCACCCCUGCUUCUUCUCUGCCCGCCCCUUAUUUAAUACCCAACUUCUUCCCCACAAACCCUCCGUACCUCCUUUUCAUUGGGGACUUACCAGUGUGGGCCACAGAACUGGCACCUGCCAUGCCGUGUUCCCUGCCAGCUUCCCCACCCCCAAAAA